UAUACUACACGGUUCUUCAUCGCAUUCAAUUUGAGUUUGGUUGGCUUUUGACUGGAAAAAUGAAAGUCAUUUUGUGUGUCUGUGUUUUAAUUGGAUAUGUUGCUUGUGUGGAGACAAAUUCAUACAGUUACAUAGUGCCUCGUUGUUUAAAUGGCACCACUGGAUAUUAUCCAAAGUGUGAAUGCGACGAUAUGUAUGGAUACAAAGAAUUUCAACAAACGUGUGAAUUAAAGUGUCCGACGAUGAGCUCGGGUGAAUUUCCAUUGUGCUCAUGUAGACACGAAACGGAGUAUAACUUUUUUACAAAUACAUGUUCAAGUCCAAAAUGUCCACCAAAUAGCACGUAUGAUUCCGUUUAUCCCAAUUGCACAUGCACCGAAAAGAACUAUGUAUACAAUGAACAUUUGAAUGACUGCUUUCUCUCCUGCCCCGAAGAUUCUUCGGGAUAUUUUCCCGAUUGCAACUGUGACGACAAGAUGAAGGGUUUUAAUAAAGAUUUAUUCAAAUGUUUCAAAUGUCCCAAAGAAAGCACGGUAGACAGCAUUUAUCCAAAUUGUAAAACGGAGACAAUCGUAAAUUCAACAUACAAUGAAUUCUACAACGAAUAUCGAACAUGCCAUCCUGGAUCGUAUGGAAAAUAUCCUGACUGCAUUUGUGAAAAUGGAAAUGUGUACAUCGCCGAAGAUACUCUACAAUUAAAGGCCGGAUGCUCCAAUUGUCCGUUUAAUGGAACCUAUCCGAAUUGCGUAUGUCCAACUGGUAUGGUGUUUGAUGGCAGAAAUUGUCAAUCGUGUCCAGAGUUCGGAGUCUAUCCGAACUGUACAUGUACUGGAAGCGAAAUAUACGACAUUGAAAGGGGUCUUUGUUUGAAGUGUCCCGUUAACAGCCACGGACUCUAUCCUCGGUGCAGAUGUGAUUAUCCAUUUUACUAUAAGAAAAAUUCGAAUAAAUGUGUAAGCUGUCCAAAAGAUGCCUUCGGAAUAUACCCGAAUUGCAUGUGUGUCUAUCGAGAUUUUGGCUUCGACCGUGAUCAAAUCAAAUGCAUCAAAUGUCCAUCCGAUUCAAGAGGACCAUAUCCAAACUGUGAAUGUCAUUCGAGUGAUCAUGUUUAUAUGCGAAUCUCAAAUCAGUGUGAGGUGCCAUGUGAAAAUGGUCAUGAUAUCUAUCCAAAUUGUGAUUGUGGCAAUAUGUUGAAAUAUUAUUUUGAUGUAAAAAGUCGAAAAUGUCAACCGUAUGCCACACCGGAUCGACCGUGUCCACCGACUGCGAUUGGAAGUAGCCCCAAUUGCCAUUGUGUUCAAUAUGGUCAUUUCUUCAUUCCAUACGGAUGGGGCUGUUUUAACGACAAAAAUGUGUAUAUUUAUCACGGUGGUAUGCUUACACAGAUUUGCACUGGCCCAUUAUGCGAUCGAUUCACGUACGAAAUCAAUCCAAUACUUCUUAAGAGCUUAAUUGGUUAAAUUACUUCAUAUAAACCGUACCGAAAUUAUGCUCAAAGUGUCACACAGCUAGCGCCACGACGGAAUUCAAUGUAAUCUAUACUAAGUUGCCGCCAACUAGUAAAAAUUUUCUCUUAAGACUUUUGUUCAGUUAAAAACAACUAACUAGAACUCCACAGUUGUCCGUAGUGGCGCUAGCUGUGCUACAUUUUUGGAUUUUAUACAGUCUCUUAUGGAACAUAAUUGCAGUGCGAUAUAAACUAUAUUCAAAAUAUUCAUUAUUAAUUUUAAAAUAAAAUCCAAUUAAGAUUUUUAAA
Molecule: messenger RNA, 1756 nt
Organism: Contarinia nasturtii (swede midge)
Lineage: Eukaryota; Metazoa; Arthropoda; Insecta; Diptera; Cecidomyiidae
Exons: 6
Coding region: 60-1460 (466 amino acids)
Source: RefSeq, a predicted model, not a curated record